AUGCAUAGCGUGCUAACGGUGGAAACGCAUCGUUUUGAUCUUCAUUCUAUACACGACUGGUUCUUCCGCCUUGGAAGAGGACAAAUGGUCAAGAAAUACAAUGGUGAACUUGCGCAGGUUGUUUUUGCCGGCAAAUUGCUGGAGGAAUCUGUAUUUUUCCAGCCAUCGCGUCAUUAUGGGAUCAGCAAGCUGACUGGGAAGGAGGAAUUUAUGAAGACGCUAUGUCCUGCCUGGGCCGACCGAGUUUUAUACAACGAGAAAUUGAGCGAUUUGUUCAGACAUGAUUCGUUUUGCGCAUCCGGCUUAUACUAUGGCCUGGUGGCAGAGAAGAAAUUUGUUGGGCAACAUAAGCCAGUAGCGCUGCAUGCCACAAUAUGCCUGAAGUGA
Gongylonema pulchrum is the source of this 387-nucleotide messenger RNA. NCBI's taxonomy places the organism in Eukaryota, Metazoa, Nematoda, Chromadorea, Rhabditida, Gongylonematidae. The record is from the annotation of a GenBank genome assembly.